Messenger RNA from Funneliformis caledonium, 898 nucleotides. NCBI's taxonomy places the organism in Eukaryota, Fungi, Glomeromycota, Glomeromycetes, Glomerales, Glomeraceae. The record is from the annotation of a GenBank genome assembly.
GGCAUUUGAUGUUGUUGAUGAUACUGUCGCUGUAUCAAAAUAUAUUAUUGAGCAAAUGACCAAAUUGAAUAAAUUAAGGAAUAUUCUUCAAAAUAAGUGGGGUCAUCGUGUAAUUCUAUAUUUGUUGGUAAAUAGGUCUACUUUAUACUUUAGCAAUGAAACAUUACGUCUGCUUGCUCUUGGUGAUGACAUACGCACAAAGACAAGCAAAAAAGAUCCAAUUGUACGUGCAAACGAGCUUCGCAAAGCAAUUUCACCUGCUUUAAUAGAAUAUGCACAAAACAAUACAUCAUCAAUGUUCCUGUUUACCUAUUCAACUCAAGUCCUCUGCGAAAUAUUACUACGUGCGGAUGGAACUUUAGAACAAAAGACGCCAAUUUUAGAAAAUAUAGCAAGAUUAACUAAUAAAAGUCCGAGUGAAGCAGAGAAUGAUAAUAUUAUGUUAUCUUAUAUUAAUCGUACUCUUAAAGUAUUAGUUCACGGAGGACAUCGGAAGCCGCCUAAAUCACUACAAAUUAAACAAGAAGGUUCAAAAAACGACGUUUCACCACAAGUCUUUAAUGAUGAUAAGGCAGAACUACAUUUUGGACCGAUUUUAUUUAAUAAUAUUAAAGAAUAUAUUUUAUUCUAUGCAUGUCACCUUACUGCUUCUUUUGUAAUUUUGGCUUUAUUGGAAAAUAAAGAGACUAAUAUGUAUGUUAGGGAAGAAUUAUUGAAAGGUGUAGAACAAAUUCAAAAUGCUGCUAAGAAAAACGAAAAGUCUGGAGCAAAUUUAAUUUUAAAAGAAUUAGGAAUUAAAUUGGAAAAUAAGAAGGGAGGACAAAACAUUAAAGUGAAGUCUGAAGGAAUUAAUGAUAAGGGUCAUGGAAUUAAGGCUGGUGUAAAAAGAAAACGAUGA